This is a messenger RNA of Stylophora pistillata, 2503 nucleotides long. Its product is annotated as steroid 17-alpha-hydroxylase/17,20 lyase. The record is from RefSeq and is a predicted model, not a curated record. Gene Ontology annotation, molecular function: iron ion binding; steroid 17-alpha-monooxygenase activity; heme binding. Lineage: Eukaryota; Metazoa; Cnidaria; Anthozoa; Scleractinia; Pocilloporidae. Gene Ontology annotation, biological process: progesterone metabolic process; hormone biosynthetic process.
GUUCAUUAUAUUCUAUGUAUGAUUUGAAUCGGUUGUACAUAAUUUUUUUGAAGAUUUUAUUGAAGACUAUCAUUCGAUAGUUAAGUGAAUUUAACCUCACAUCAUUAAUUUUCAUUUGCCAUCAAACCAUAUUAACGUUUCCACACUACUCCUCUGCUUUUUUUUAGGUUGAAGGAUAAGUACGGACGAGUUUUCUCCCUAAAACUUGGAAGCUACAAGGUUGUAAUGGCAGCAUCUCCGGACGCCGUUCAUGAACUGCUUGUUAAGAAAUCCGCUGAUUAUGCAGGAAGACAGCAGACUUAUGCUCUAUCUUCAAUAACCCUCGGAGGGAGAGAUGUCGUCUUUUCUCAUUAUGGCCCAGGUUGGAAGCUUCAUCGCAAACUCUUUACGACAGCCUUACGUCAAUACUUAUCGGAUAUUCCUUUGAUCGAAAGCCGAGUGUUAGUACAGGCAAAGAAACUUACAAAAUAUAUGGAAACGUUAAAAGGAAAGCCUUUUGAUCCCUCUGCAAGCUUAAACAGAACCGUUGCUGACGUUAUCUGUGGCAUCACUGUCGGAGAAGGAUACGACACCACCAACCCAAAUUUGGACAGGCUCCUGAAACUUAACGUUGAUUUUGUUUCAGACCACGAUAAUGUACAGCUCGUGAGGAUACUGGACUUUGUCCCAGUAACACAGUACCUACCUAUUAAGGCUUACGAUCGAUUCAUUAAGCCUUUCUACAAAAUGUUCGAUAUCAUUCGCAUAUUCUUGCGAGAGCGAGAGAAAAAUUUUGAUACUGAGCAACCCAUUCAAGACUUGAUCUCGGGUCUCAUUCUCGCCAAAAAAGAGGCCGAACGAGAAAAUGAUCCGGAAAAGGCCGCAUUCCUAUCCGAGGAUUACUUCGUUAAUACCGUGGAAGACAUGUUCAUCGCCGGUUAUGAAACUACAGGUACCACAAUGAGGUGGGCAUUGGCCAUGUUGGUUAACUACCCAAAGUACCAAGAGGAUAUUCAACGACAAUUAGAUGAGGUAGUUGGUGACCGAACACCGUCAUUGAAUGAUCGACCCAGUCUGCCCCUGAUACACGCUACCAUCAUAGAAACGCUUCGCCUUGGAAACGUAGUUCCGCUUGCAGUGCCACAUUCUACCCUGAAUGAUACGACUCUCUGCGGCUACCGUGUCCCUAAAGGUACGAUAGUGCUUCCUAACACAGAGUCGGUUCACCUGGAUCCCAAAUGCUGGGAAAACCCAACUGAGUUCAACCCUUACCGUCACCUUGACGAUGAAGGAAAGCUGAUCACUAACCAAGGUAAUUACUUCCCAUUCGGACCGGGACGACGGUUCUGUGCUGGCGAACCCCUGGCUAAGGUCGAGUUGUUUUUAUUCAUGUCAUGCUUAUUGCAGAAAUUUACGUUCGUGGCUGAAAAAGAUGGGUGUCCGCCUAAGUUGAAAGGCUUGUACGGCUUUACACAAUUUCCUGCUCCUUAUAAGAUACGCGCCAUUAAACGAAAAUGAGAUGGAAUUUUGACCAAGUGUUUUUACUCCACGAAAAGCUCGGAGAACAUUAUGUUAGCAGUUUCCUCCUUUACAUUUAUUACGCCAUGAUAAACUUGUACCUUUCAUUUCGGAUUUUUUUUAUCUUUGUAACGGUGAGUGCUGAGCAAAUGUAUGAGUGCAGACGCACCACUUUGUUCACUUAUUAAGAGGAUAAGCUUGGGCUCAGUGUAACCUAAUUUUUCUUUUAAGCUUGCUGUAAUCUUUUCCCACGUUACAUCGGGUUAAGUUUGGUCUGAUUCAUUUGGCCUUCAUCACCAGCGUUGCAGAUUGCUCUGAAAUCAUCAAUACAUUUAGCUUUUUACGGUUCCUUGUCAUAGUACGAUCAAACUGAUUUAAACAUUCUCCGAGUAUUUUUAGAACAUUAGAAAAAAAAUCUACACGGGGUAUCCUCUAUUGUGCUUUAUUAGGUCUUAUAGCACGUCUAGGGCUUAAUAAUCGUUUCCUACACUAAGUUAGUAUCAUUUGCCUGAAAAUGCCUUAAUGAAAAAUAUAAUUACUGGUGUCAGUAGCAACAUUUUUCGGAUUAAACCGAAGUUUAUUUCCUCAGCUUACUCAUGAUGUUCUUUCGUUUACGACCUGUCGAAUAGUGCCGCGCGUCAAGCCACCCAAUAGAGUUAGGAACAAGUGCGAUUGCUAAACUGUGAGAAUGAGUCGUGCAGCGAUAACUAUGCCACCUCGAAAUAUUCUUAGACAUGAGUUGAAAUCACUUAAAUUUAAACUGGAAAUGUUAUAAUUUUUUGCCGAAUAGGUUAUACUUCUUCACUCAAUAUCUAUACAAGGUAUUAUUAAUUUGGGUAUCACUUGAUAUCGGCCUAGGUUAGUGGUUGUCUAAUAAUUCUAGUGUGAAUUUGUGAACGCAUAGUAAAUUUCUCGAUUAGGUAGUCGAGUACAAGUUUAUUAAUACAUUUGUACAUCAUCACUAUGUCGUUCAAAUCAAUUCUGUCAUUAACAGGCAGCUAGUUUA